AUGGACCCUUUGUCCAACGUCGCUCUAGACAGGGGAUAUGAUAGCUGUACUAUCCAUUUUCAUACAGUGCUCAGGGCCAAUAAUCACGGUGGCGAUAAAGAUGGCCAGCACACAAGAGUCCGAAUCGUCGCUGCAACUGGCAAUGCAACACCAUCCGUCAGCUUCACACAACCUAAGCAACAGCGGCCUCGACUUCAAUUUCCGCCCUCGUCCAAGGCCCCGCAAAAUAACCCGGCAAACCACCGAACAGCCCAUGAACUGGCCAUUGACAGAUUCCUGAUGCAGACUAACUCCUCAUCAAAUGGCGGCCCCCGGACUAACGCUUGUUCCGCUCCUGAUUGGCUCGCGAUAACGGCCCGUGGAGAGGCGUCCCCGCAUGAUGAUCGCAAUCAGGGAUUCUCCAACCAUUUGCCGUUACAACCACACAAAAGACCAAAAGAGGGCCCAGCAGCAGCUUUAGCAGCUCUAGCAGCUUUAGCGACCACAGACAAACAAAGUCCCGGGGCCGUUGCGGCAUCCAGCGCCACUAGCUGUUUUCCCGGCCGGCGAAAAAGAGCGGCUUUGGCCUUUCUGCCCGCUCACGAUGGCGACACGACUCUCGGCGGCAUACAGUAA
Molecule: messenger RNA, 615 nt
Organism: Trichoderma virens Gv29-8
Lineage: Eukaryota; Fungi; Ascomycota; Sordariomycetes; Hypocreales; Hypocreaceae
Exons: 3
Coding region: 1-615 (204 amino acids)
Source: RefSeq, a predicted model, not a curated record